Messenger RNA from Lasiodiplodia theobromae, 906 nucleotides. RefSeq names its product Btb poz domain containing protein. The transcript has 2 exons. NCBI's taxonomy places the organism in Eukaryota, Fungi, Ascomycota, Dothideomycetes, Botryosphaeriales, Botryosphaeriaceae. Bases 1 to 906 code for a protein of 301 amino acids. Gene Ontology annotation, molecular function: protein binding. The record is from RefSeq and is a predicted model, not a curated record.
AUGGCGACCGAAGUCGAGAGGCCUCGAGCGCGAACGCCGCUGGCGCUGAGGGGCGCGGCGCGCGCAAAGAGCAGCCGGCCAUUCUCGCUACGGACUCAGUUCAAGACCUUCACCAUCAUCUCCACCAUCCUCGUCGGCACCACCGAAACGCCGUUCCUCGUCCAUCGCGACCUCCUGACGCACCACUCACCCUUCUUUGCCGCGGCGCUCACGGGCACCUUCGCCGAAGGGCUCUCGCAGGAGCUGGCGCUGCCGGCCGAGGACGUGCCCACGUUCGAGCUCUUCCUGUCGUGGGCCUACACGGGCCAGCUCGACGACGUCUUCACGCGCGGCGGCAAGGUGGCCUUCUACCUGCUGCUGUCGCUGUACGGGCUCGCGGACCGGCUGUCGGUCGAGUCGCUGCGCAACGCCGUCGUCGACCGCGUGGCGGCGCUGGCCGAGAAGAGCAACAGCGUGCCCACGCCCAGCGACACGGUCACGCUGUACGACGAGAUCCGCGACACGGCGCUGCUGCGCAAGCUCGUCGUCGACCUGUUCGCCUUCAAGAAGACGGACGUCCUGCUGGCCUCGCACCCGGACGAGUGGCACCCGCAGUUCCUGCGCGAGCUCGUCGUCCGCGUCAAGCGGCCCGAGCUGCAGGGCCUCAGCCGCCACGACCUCGUCGCCUGGAAGCCCGCCACCUGGUCCGCCACCCGCGCCUGCUGGACCUGCCGCGACGUCAUGCAGCCCGGCCUGAGCGCCAACCGCUGCGAGGCCUGCGGCUACGCCUUCUGCAACUCGUGCGUCGCCACCGGCAAGGCCUUGUGCGGCGACGAUGCCGCCAAGCUGGCCAGCUGCAAGCCCUGGGUGAAGAGCAUGUGCCAGCACUACCACGAGCACAUGGAGACGCCGCCUUGCGUCGAGUGA